AUGUGGCGCCCAAACCUCAAUUUCGUCAAGUUGCAUUUAGUCGUCGUCCGGCUAGUUUGGUUCCGGAGGUACCUUAAGAAGGCUGCUCCCGCUCUUGUGAAUCGACGCAGAGCCGCGGAUCCAGAUCCCAAAGAAGACCCUGAAAUUGGUGCUGAGCUUCCUAAUUCGGAGCCACCUGAACAUCGACCUAGUAUUGUGCGAGCAGUUACGGACCAUGCACCUAGGAAUGUCGCAGGCAAGGAUGGACUUCCCCGAAUUGAGGGUCGCAGUCAAACGGUCCCAGCUCCUGAUCAUCAAUCCCAACGCUCCGUGGAAAACGAAACAUCUCUCAUUAAUGAUGAUAAGAUGACUGAUCGAGAGAAUGACCAGCACGGAACAAAGAUCACAUUUGACCCUUCAACCGACCAUCAUCCUCGGCGCGAACAGCAGGAUUCUACGCUAUAUAUCCCUGGGCCUCGUGCUCGUGAUCAGGGGCUGCCAUUCGUCGAACUUGAUAGUGGUCGUCGAUUUAGCAGAGAUACACAAGACGAUGACUUCAUCGAACCUGUCCCUCGCUCCUUUUCCAAUCCCAUCGGAACCCUUCGUCGCCGGCGCAGUGCUGGUCUCAAUUUGGCUCAAGUUCGUUCGGUAGAACGUGUCGCUACCGUUGCCUCCUCGCUGUUUGUUAUCGGCAACACUGCUCAGGGCCCUAGGGAGCGUCCGUUAGCUAGAGCACCGACUCUUGCUGUAGGAGAUUUCCCACGCUUGUCGCGUGAGGUGACCAUCGGGCGCAACUCUACUUUCCGUCACUUGUCAUCGGAAGAUCGAGACGAGCUUGGUGGUAUUGAGUAUAAAAGCUUAAAGCUGCUUCUCAAGAUCAUUAUUGGAUACUAUGUGUUCCUCCAUCUCCUGGGCGCUGUCUGCCUCAUAGGAUGGAUCAGGCAUGCGCCCAGCAAGUACGUUGACUACAUCGUCGAGGUUGGGCAAAACCGUAUCUGGUGGGCCAUAUUUUCCGCUCAGACCAUGGUCUCUAACUUGGGUUUCACUUUGACCCCCGACUCUAUGAUAUCUUUUAAUGACGCCCCGGCUCCUCUGCUUAUCAUGAGUGCUCUCGCGCUUGCUGGACAUACCUUUUACCCUAUUAUGCUACGUCUUGUCAUCUGGUCUGCAUCAAAGAUCUUCCCGAAAAAGUCCUCGAUUCAGGAGUCAUUACACUUUCUCCUCAACCACCCACGCCGAUGUUACACCUUACUGUUCCCUAGCGGACCGACUUGGGCGUUGUUUGGCAUUCUCACCCUCCUCAACGUCGCUGACAUACUUUUCAUUAUUCUUCUUGACUUGGAUAAUCCUACUGUGACAGUUCUUCCUGGAUGGCAGAGAUUCUGCGCUGCUGUCUUUCAGGCCGUCAGCUCGCGACACACUGGCACCUCAACCUUCAAUCUUGCCAACGUUAACCCAGCUGUGCAGAUGGCUUUGUUGGUCAUGAUGUACGUAUCGGUCUAUCCUAUUUCCAUCGUUGUUCGAUCUUCCAAUACCUACGAAGAACGCUCCCUUGGGCUAUACGACGAAGAUGAGCGGGAACUAGAUGAGGAGAACGGCAGUUCCUAUUUUUUGACCCAUCUGCGAAACCAGCUCAGUUUCGAUCUAUGGUACAUUUGCCUUGGGCUUUUCUGCAUUACUAUAGCUGAGCACCAGAAGGUCAUGGACGAGAGCGACCCAGCUUUCGCAAUGUGGCCCAUCGUAUUCGAGGGCGUGUCGGCAUAUUGCAACGUCGGCUUGAGUUUAGGAUACCCUACGAUCAAUGCGUCUUUUUGCACCGAAUUCACAACAUUCAGUAAACUCGUCAUUUGCGCCAUGAUGAUGCGCGGGCGUCAUCGUGGACUCCCCUACGCUUUGGAUCGCGCCAUCGUCUUGCCGACCGAGAAAUCAAUGGGCGACGAGACUACCACCACGCGCACUCGCUCGCGCGAAUCUCACCAGCAUCUUGAGUAG
Fusarium coffeatum is the source of this 1971-nucleotide messenger RNA. RefSeq lists its product as uncharacterized. The transcript has 9 exons. Gene Ontology annotation, molecular function: high-affinity potassium ion transmembrane transporter activity. The record is from RefSeq and is a predicted model, not a curated record. Lineage: Eukaryota; Fungi; Ascomycota; Sordariomycetes; Hypocreales; Nectriaceae. Gene Ontology annotation, biological process: potassium ion import across plasma membrane; intracellular potassium ion homeostasis. The coding region runs from base 1 to 1971 and encodes 656 amino acids. Gene Ontology annotation, cellular component: plasma membrane.